This is a messenger RNA of Lagopus muta (rock ptarmigan), 6795 nucleotides long. RefSeq lists its product as uncharacterized. The record is from RefSeq and is a predicted model, not a curated record. Bases 77 to 1864 code for a protein of 595 amino acids. NCBI's taxonomy places the organism in Eukaryota, Metazoa, Chordata, Aves, Galliformes, Phasianidae. Gene Ontology annotation, cellular component: cytoplasm. The transcript is spliced from 2 exons.
GCCUCCCGCCCCGCGGUCGGACGGACGGGCCAGGUCUCCAGCGGGCGGGGCGGCGGGAGGGCGGCCCCGCGCCGCCAUGGAGGAGCCGGCGGCCGAGGAGGAGGAAGGGGUGCUGCGGGACUACCUGGCCUACUACGCGGCCCGGGGGGCGGAGGGGCGGCUGGCGGCGUGCGACGAGGCCGCCCUGAAGGCGAGGGCGCGGCGGCUGCCGGAGCGGCGGGGCGCGCUGGACGUGCGCGGCGUGGCCGAGCGGUGCCGCAGGGCCCGCGGGCGGCGCGGAGGCAGCGUGCUGCGGGACCUGCUGAAGGCGCUGGAGGUCCUGGAGCUGCUGUGCGUCAACUUGCUGCUGUCCCCGUGGAGGAAGGAGAUCAGGUCGCUGAAGACAUUCACCGGUAAUUUUGUCUACUAUGUUCAAUCUGUGCUCCCAGAUGACAUAGUAAAAACAGUACUGGAGAAAAUAGGUUACAUUGCAACAACGGCAACAGAGUUUUCACUUGUCAGAAAGAGAAACAAUGAGGAAACAAAACAGACUGCCUUUGAAAUAUUUCUGGCAAGAAUUGAGUGUGAAACCAUCCUCGAAAUGACAAAUGAAGAAAAACAUGGCAAUUUGGAGAAGACUUUGCAGAAGAGUUCACAAAUACACUGGCAUCACAAAAAUAAGGACAGAGAGGAUCAGAUGCCCCAGAGAGAAGACUGUGAAAAUCUAGAAAAUAAAGAAAAUAGUGAAACGUCUUUGUGCCUUGCUACUCAACAGAAGUCUUCACCUAGUAGCAGUAUGUCCCUUGAAACCACUCGGGAUCUGAAGAUCAAAGAUGAUGCUCCUCACUUAGCAGUGACUCAAUCCACUAACAGGCUUCAGGAACACCAAAAGCAAGUCAUUAACACAGUACACUUUCCGGGCAAAUGCUCAGACAGCGAGGACUUCUUGAUCAAAUAUAGUGACAUUGUCAUAAGACAAACACCUAUUUUCAGUGAGAAUCUUUCUCCAGAAGCUUUUGAAAAAAAGCCAAGAGCCAGUCUAAGUGAGGAAUGUGUUUUGGCAGCCACUGCCCAGUCAACUGCAAAUGAGCUGUGGUCAGUGCCGCUCUCACCAGGAGCAAGCGGUCCACCAGCCUUUGCAAUAUUUGCUGACAGCACUUGUGAAAGUAAAAGCUCUUCAGAGUACGAAGCUCAACAAGUGGCUGAAGAGUCAAUUGAAGCAAAAAUUAACGAUGCCAUAAACUGUGUAGACCCAGACCCUGCAGACAAACCCAAUGAGCUGAAGUCUCUGCCGUACACGGAUUUCACAUCAGUCCAAAACUGCCCCGUCCCUAGGGAAGAGGAAGUCUGUGAUCUGUCUUUAACCUUCACAAAACUACAAGUCCAGGACACUCAGGAAGAUCUGAUGUAUCCAAUAGAGGAAACUGGGCACCCUGAGUCACUAUCAUAUACAAGUGACAGGAAUGUAAGAGAACUGAAUCAUUCCAAAAUGAAAUGCACAUACUCAACUAAUGCUGAAAUGCAGAACAGAGCAGCUGCAUUUAUUGAGCCAUCUCCGGAUCUCUGCCGUACUACUGGGAGCGUGGAGGAUCCCACUGGUGGCUCUGAUGGCAAGGGACUAUUAAGGGGUACUCUGAAUGCACCUAGGGCUUCUGAGUGCUUCAGGCACAUCAGAGAGCCUCCUAAUCCCACCUACAUUCCACCACAAAGUAUUGAUGUUCGGUCUCCAAGCAGAAGAAGCACCGGUGCACAGGGCAGAAGGAACCUUCUGCAGCCUGACAGUGAAUCCAGUGAAGUAAAAGCAGAGAACUAUAAUUUAAAAGUAAAUGAAAUCCAGGAGCCUUAUGUUAUUAUUGACAAAACUGACCAAGGAAUGUUGUGCUAGCACACUUGAUUCUAGCAGUGCUUUAUUUGUAAUUUGCCUGGGGUUUCCUUGCCCUAGUUGUGGCCUUGAUCAUCUUUUCAGAGGAGAUAAUUAGCUUUGACAAAGCUAAUCAUAAACAAACAAAAACACCACCACUUUUGGACAGUAAACAUUGGAGUAUUUGAGAAAAUUCUUAAACAGCUCUUUCCUCAUGAAAUCACUCCAUUUAAUUCAUUAACCAGAUUCCAUCUGGCUCUAAUUAAUGCCUGAGGCCUAUUUUUAGAAUAUGGCAUGCUGUACAAUGACAGGAACAGGUAAACAUUUCUAAACUGGAAGGCUCUAGAGUGUUACAAGUGCUGUGCUGGAGUGUAGUUCCGUUAGCUCGUGGCAUUCCUGUGAAGCUGUAUUCUGAGCUAAUCUUUCUUCUAUUUUCAGUUUAAAGAUAAGCUUAGAAAAUCAGUAUUCUCUAAAUUAGUAUAAAUUGUCUAUACCUGACUUUCAUCCUCCUGAAAUGUGUAGAAGAGCGGGCGGAUUAUACCAGAAAAGUCUCAGGAGCUGAAAUGUUUUUUGAAUAACUAAUAGCUGGAGUUUGUGAUCACCUGAUUCCAGCACAGCAGGAGGAAUGCAGCUUUGAACAAACACCAAAUGACAAGACUUCAGCUUUAGAUGGUGUUAAUGGGUGGGUGAAAAAAGUAUUACAAAUAUGCAUACAGAGACUAGUAUUUCUGCACUGGGUCUGGCUGGGAUGAAGUUAACUUUUUUUAACAGAAGCUAUGUGGUGGUGUGUUUAAGACUAGUUGCUAAAACUCUUGAUAAUGCACUUGCAUUCUGGCUGCUGCAGAACAGUGCUUGCACAGCAUCAAUGCCUUUUCUUCCUUACUCUGGCCCCCACUCCAGUGAUGGUGGGCAAGAACCUAGCAGCUGGAACAGCUGACUGGAUUUAGCCAAAGAUAUUCAUACCAUAUAGCAUCAUGCUCAGCAAUAAAACUGGGGUAGCAGAAGUUUUUGGUUUGUGGUUUCUUUUUCGUCUACCUUUGCAACACUUGUUCUUUUCUUCCUCUCCUCCUCCUUUCACCAAUUAAAUCUCUAUCUCAAACCAAAUUCUUGCUUUUGCUCUUCUGGGUCUCCUGUUUUGCAGGAGGUUGAACAAACCAGCUGUGUAGGUGCUUAGCUGCUCACUAAGUGAACUCACCACAACCUCCUUGUUCUUCCUUCAACUAUUUAUCUGUUCUUCCUAACCAUUUCAGUUUUUAUAAGAUGUAUUUUCCCCCCGUAGGGCAAUUAAAAUUGUGUUUUAAAUAGUAUGUUGUGUCAAAUAUUCAGGAAAUCUAAAAACUGAAAAAUCCCUUCUCAUCACAUAUAAAGAUUCCUCAUAAGUAUUUAGCUGACCACCAGUACUAUACAGACCCAUGUACCUAGCAUGCCAUUUUUACCUUUGCUGUAGCCACAGGAGUAUUUAACAGCAAGUUACACAUGAAAAAACAAUGCUAAAGUUGGUUUCCCAAGAAACUAAAGACUGCCACUUGAAACACCCCAUAUAAACAGCCAAGCUGCACAGAACAUACGGAACAUAAAACAACUGUGUUCCGAGACUCUACUUUUUGUUAACGCUUUUGUUAACUGAUUGAGGCAGAACCUCUGUGGUAGAUUGGCCAGGACUGCUAAGUAUGCAUUCAGCCUGCAUUUGGAGGGAGAGCUGCUAUCACCUUAAAAUGCUCACAGUUACUUUCAAAUAUGGUCUUUCUGCUGCAAAGACACCUUUUCUUCCUGUAUGAACAGUAGGCUUCUGAGGUCUUGUACUAGAAGGUACUUCACUUGCAAAUUUCUGCUGUCUCUAGAGACAAGUUUUACAGUUAAGAUACCUGUGAAAAGACUGGAUUUGAAAACCAGCUGAAAGAAAAGUCAUAUUUAACAUGCCUUUGCCAUCAGCCCUCUGUACAACUGCUUCCACAUGGGCAAGGUACCACGAAUAGGGUUUAAAAUCCUUGUAAAUACAAUUAGAUCUGAGACAGAGAGGAGAACAUAAAUCCUGAUGGUGCCCUCCCGUCCCUGUUGCUAUUGACCAGUACGCCUCUCCUUGGCUAAUCAACUUAAAGAGCAGCAACCACUUAAGCAGCACUGUUAGCCUGCAAGAGAGCUGCCUGAGCCUCAGAGGAGGGUGAUUUGUUUGUGAAAUGUGUGCCUAUCCUCUUGUGAGCUGUCAACUUUAAUUGUGCUACAGCUGGUGUUGAUUGUCAAUGAAUUGAAUGGGGAUUUACUGACUGUUUUUAUGUCUUUCCAUCAUAGAGACACAAGGCCAGCUCUGCUCCCAAAUCUAUAUGCUAUGCACAACCACUCUGAAUGGCUCAGCUCUCCCAAGCUUCAAAUUAGAGAAAUUCUCUUUUGAUCAGUGCAGAAACAGAGCUUAGGCAGCAGACCCAGAAGCUGGCUGACAUUCAACUGCACCACCUCUCCCUGACGGGUCUGUUUAGUCAUUUUCCCUCCCCUUAACAUUCCUGUCACACAUACAAACUUGUCCCGUUAGAGCUAAGGUGCUUAACAAACACAGUUUGGCUUUAGAGUCAACUUUUUGUGGGUUUUUUUGUUUGUAAAGCUAGUAACGUAAACUAACUUUCAGCAUGAAAACAAACAGCAUGCAGGCACUGAAUGAACAAAGAUUUACAAUUUGCUUCAAAUUAUAAAUGAAGAUCUUAAAAUACAAGUUGUCUGCUGAGACAUAAACAAAAGCAUACCUAAGAGAGUCUGAGAAGGGCUUGCAAAGAUAAAUGUCUCUACUGUUCUGAGUGGUCUCCAAACAAGCAAAAGAAAACAAAACCAAAACCCACACAAUUUCUAAAACAUAACGUUUAUUUAUUUAACUUUACUUGUAUCUCAACACUGGGAAAGUUAUAACCUGUAAUCCACUGUCACCACUAAAGGCUCCAUCCAGUGAAAGUUAAUUGGCACUGUUCUCUUAAGUGAGACAGCUGAUAAAUCCUAAAGGUUUCCUUUUCACAGCAUUAAACAUUACAACUCCCUUCAGUAAGGACAGGAAUGGAACAGAAUACAGCAGCAUGUGCAAAGCAGCCUACUUACAGUAAAAGUCCUAGCAGCUUAGCAUUUAUCGUGGGGAGAUGUGAGGGAGAAAUAAAUCACUUAUCAGACAGAGGGAUCACCUCAAAGCCCCCUGACGUAAGAAUAAAUAAAAUCAAGUAGCGUGGUACACAAGUAAAAACCAGAGCUCCUCUGCUGUGUCACUCUUGCCUGACCUUUUGUAUGCAUUCAGAGAGAUCACUCUUACAGGAAUACAUUUACACAACAGUUAACCCUUAUGGUAAUUUUUUGUGUUAUUUUAGGAUAAGCCAGUUUCUCUUACAAAACAAACAACAAACAAACAGAUAAAUGGCAUCUGGACAAAACAGAUUAUAUUUCUCUUAUGUAGGAAUUAAUCUUAGAGCUACUUUUUUGUUCUGAGACUAAACUUUUUUAAAACUUGCAACUUAUGCAACUCAAUAUACAAAUAACUCAAAUGCUGCAAUUUACCAAAUGCUGGGGGGGAAAAAUAAAAGUAAAAAACCAUAAUCCUCACCUGACUUUAACCUGCUUUAGAAAAGCACACUAAUUACUUCAACCUCCAUACUCUACAGGAAGGACUAGGUACUCCAAUUCCUCAGGCAGGACAGUAACUCACUACGAGUCAUUAUUUGCAAGAGCACAGAGAGCUUCAGGUCCAAACAUUUUAAUUGCAACUGAUGGCAGAAUACCCAGACUCUGCAGGAGGAAGAGCACUGAAAAAGAGAUGUUGGAUUAGUUCCUGCUGCUGGCAGUAGUUCUGCAUGCUAAUUACACCAGUGAACACAAUUAUCAUCUUCUUAGGCUUAGGCUUCUUAGGACCUACAGUUUUGGAGAUUCACCUCCAAAAUGUUUAAUCAAAUAAGAUAUAAACAUCCUCCCCGUGCCAGAAGAGAGCGCACAGAAGGCCAGAUGAAGAAAAUGCAAAUGUUUAACAUCUUAAUUUUUGCCAGUCUGUCUCUUCAAGUCAGUUUGCGUGCUGCUCACAGAUGUUCCUGACCCUAGGACACCUCAAUCAGAAUGAAGUAAAUAGUGAAGUCUGGAGAAGAUAUCCAUCCAGACCAGGUAUGCAAUACAGAAAAGAGAUAAUCAGUUCUCACACAGCUUGCAGUUUAGAUGUGGAACUCACUGUGACAGGAUAUUAUGUCUAAAUGCUCAGAAACUUCCAGAAUAAAGUUCUGUCAGGGGCUGUUAAACACAAAGAGAAACCUAUGGCUCAGGAAAACAGAAAAAACCUGGAAGAACUUAAAAUGGCAAAGAAUCACUUCUUGUUAAAUGGUUCACACGCCAUUCCAAGCUCCCAAGGCAAGGGGAAACUGUACCACAAAGGCUAACUGACUCACCACAUUCAUUUCUGUGAGGUACUAAAUUACUUGCAUUUUCUGUACAACAGAAUUAAGCGGCUCUUCUCCAGACUGCCAUGCUAGCAUGCACAAUACAUACCAUUGGCUUCUACAACUCAUAAUCAGAUUGCAAUUAACAACAAUCUGCAGAUGCUUACAGAGCUAUUUCUACAGAGCUUUUUUAUCUUUUUUAUUCUCUAAGAGACAAAAAGAGCUUUGAAAGUUUAUCAGAAUGUCUCCAAAAUGACCACUAUAUUCCUGUACAAAUAAGCUUCUAUAAGAUAAUUAUUUAAUACAUAAAACCUUACUUUUAAGCUAGAAUUCUAAACCUUUAGAACAGAACAGAACAGGUUCACAAGCUUCAGCAUACUAAUGUAGUACUCACUUGGAAAUGCACCCUGCACUGAUCAUUCCUAAGCUGCACUGAUUUAGAAAAUAAAUAAAUAAAAAUCCCACUAGAAGAAAUGAACUCCAUCUCCUGACUUGGAAAAAGCUGCAGUCAUUUCAGCUACAGCUAUCUUCAGGUAUAUACAGCUUCCAUAAAACCACAAAAUAAAA